Molecule: messenger RNA, 3861 nt
Organism: Scatophagus argus
Lineage: Eukaryota; Metazoa; Chordata; Actinopteri; Scatophagidae
Product: E3 ubiquitin-protein ligase RNF31
Exons: 24
Coding region: 285-3572 (1095 amino acids)
Biological process (GO): protein linear polyubiquitination
Cellular component (GO): LUBAC complex
Molecular function (GO): ubiquitin protein ligase activity; linear polyubiquitin binding; K63-linked polyubiquitin modification-dependent protein binding
Source: RefSeq, a predicted model, not a curated record
GUCAUGGGUGACGUCAUCCACGCUGCGUCUGUGUUUUCUCCCAGCCUGAGGAGAGGGAUGCUGUGUUUCACUGGGAUUGUUAGCACACUGGACAUUAUGCAGCACCAUUUUGUGGUUACACAAGGCUAUGCAUCACAUGUAGAUGUAUUACUGCUGGAACACUGAGCACUGUGCACUACGUGAGACCGGAACCCGGCGCUGUCGCGACAGCAGCUUGCUGUGAAUGAGGUCAGGGUGUUCCAGGAGGGCCGAGCUGCAGCGUGUACCUGUGGACCAGAGAAAACAUGCCGUCUCUAUCGGAGCAGUUGCAUGAGGUGCGAAGUCGGGCUGAAGUGUGUUUCUACUCUGGUGGCAGGGUGGUGGAGGUGCGGGCUGGGGUAAUGGCUAUGGCUAAUGUGCCCUUACCGCCCUGCUCCAAAUACCACCACAUCGCUGCAGAGACCAUGGUCAUAGAAAACAGCUUUGGCAGCAACAGGAAGGAGACUCUUGCAUCUCUCCAGCGUUUGUCUACAGCUUUGAACAUACUGGAAAAGUAUGGCUGUAACUUGACAAAUCCCAACAGGCCAAAGUACUGGAGGACUGUGAAGCACAACAAUCCAGUUUUCAAGGCCACUGUUGAUGCUGUUCAGGGAGGACGAGCAGUCCUCUGCCUCUAUGGUUAUUCCAAUCAGCAGACAGAUGGGCUCAGCUUCCCUGAUGAUGUCAUGGAUCCAGAUGUGGGCCGAGUGGCUGCAGUAACACUGGAAGUGAUGAGCCUGAGGAUGGAACUAGAAAUGCUUAUCAGGGAGGCUCAUCCCCACCCUGAGUUCUAUGAGAGAAUCAUUCCUACACUGAGACACAAGGAUGUUGGUCUCAACACUGAUGCUGUGGUCUACUACUCCUCCACUUCAUACCAUUCAGAUGGUCAGACCAAGUCUCUAGCCCUCUCCGUUCUACAUCGUUCCUCCAAGGAGCGCAACCAUGGUCACUCCCUGUCCUCAAAACAUCAAAGUCUCAGGUCGAUUCAAGUCUUUUCCACCUCCUCAAACAAGCAUCCUGAGAACUGCACUAUCUGUGAAAUAUUCCGUGUCUCUUCCCACUGCCUCACUUGCCUCCAGAGGCUCUGCUCAGAAUGUGACAGACUGUACCACUCCUAUCCUGAAAGGGCAAACCACCGUCGAAUAGCUGUUAGACCAUCAUCGUCGUCAUCGUCAUCAUCCCAAAACAGGAGCAGUCAGAGUUCUUCCAUCUGGCGUUGUCUUCACUGCACUAAAAUCAACUCUGUCCAGGAUGUGUUAUGUGAGGAGUGUGAGCUCCCUUGCAUGGAAUCAGUGAGCUCAAAAGAGGAUGAAUCUCAGCCUGCCACCAUCACUGAGUGGCAGUGUAAGAGCUGUACCAUGGUGAAUGCAGCCAGCAGUAUUUUGUGUGAGGUGUGUGAAAGACCUCGUUUGGCUACACGACCUCCAGUGACCCCAUCACACCCACCCAUCAACCCCCCCAGACCACCAGCACCAGUACUGGGCAUGCCCGGUGACCCUGACAGCCAGUGGGUGUGUCAGUUCUGCACCUAUCUGAACUACUCUCCUGCUACAGUGUGUGAGAUGUGUGACCUCGCCCGUCCAGAGCCUGCACCCUUGCCUGCAAAGCUUAGCCCUCCCUCUCCUGUCAGACGGGUCCCCGCUCUGCCAGUCAAACCCAAAGAGCCUGCCUCUGAAGACAUGAACAGCUGGAGGCAGAAGCUGAUGAAGGAGGAGGGACUGAAGCUAAUUCAGCUUAUUAGAGAUGGAGAAAAGAAAGGAGUGAGUCCAGAGGAGGUGUAUGCAAGCAUGAAGGUAGCUGGGGACAGUAGCAUCCUGCUCUACAAGUGGCUAAAGAAAGAGCUUCCUCUGCUGUUAGAUCAGAUCAGGAUGUUGGUGGUAACAUCUUCCCCUCAGUCUGUUUCUGACAGGACCGCAACAGGACACAUGGGCAGGGUGUGUGAAGCUCCUGCUGAGGAUGCUGGGAAAGAGGUGGACCCUGCAGAAACAGACAGUGUGGUUCAGCUGUCGAGAGUAGAGGCGAAGCAGGCCUGGCUAACAGCAGGAGGUGACACAGAAAGAGCUGCUACACAAGCUCUGAAAGACAGACUUGCCAAGGUAAAGGAGCUUUGUGCGCUGGGCUUCAGUGAUGAGACUCGCUGUCAUGAGGUUUUAAGGCAGAGUGGUGGUGAGGUGAGGAGCGCCCUGGCCCUGCUGCAGCGACCCCUUCUGGAACCCUUCCAUAAGCACAUUUGGAGUGAUAAGCCCGAGCCUCCUGUGGACAUUCAUCACCCUGACAAACAACGCGUAUGUCGGAGGUUACUAGCAGUGUACGAUCUUCCUAGCUGGGGUCGCUGUGAGCUGGCAUUGUCACUCCUUCUAGAGCACAAUGCCCCAUACUCACUGGAAGAUGUAGUGCAGGCUGUACGAGAGUCCCAUGACAGGGAAUUUAUCAAGAGAGUGCUGGCUAAAGAGUGUCCCAUCUGCCUCUCAGUCUUCCCCCACAACAAGAUGCAGUCUCUGACGUCCUGCCAGUGUUCAGUAUGUUGUGGUUGUUUCCAGCAGCACUUCACCAUCGCUGUGAGGGAUAAACACAUCAGAGACAUGGUAUGUCCAGUCUGCUGGGAGCCUGACAUCAAUGACCCUGAACACCUCAACAGCUACUUCUCCACCCUGGACAUCCAGCUGCGAGAAUGUUUGGAAUCAGAAGUCUAUGAGCUCUUCCAUAAGAAGCUGACAGAGCAGGCUCUAAUCAAGGACCCCAAGUUCCUCUGGUGCUGUCAUUGUUCAUAUGGCUUUAUCUAUGACGGAGACCAGCUGAAGGUCACAUGUUUUCAAUGCCACAACAGCUUCUGUGCUCAGUGUAAAAAGCCUUGGGAGUCUCAGCAUGCAGGUUUGUCCUGUGAACAGUACCAGUCGUGGAAGAGAGAGAAUGAUCCAGAGUAUCAGAGACAGGGUCUGGCUGGAUACCUCAGAGACAAUGGCAUCACCUGUCCUAACUGUCGCUUUCAGUACGCACUGUCUAAAGGAGGCUGCAUGCAUUUCUGCUGCUCACAGUGUCGUUACCAGUUCUGCAGUGGCUGCCACAACCCUUUUCACACUACCUGUGCAGUGGAUGAAUGCAGUGUGUCAGGAUUACAUGCCCAUCAUCCCAGAGACUGCCUCUUCUAUCUCAGAGACUGGGAACCUUCCAGAUUGCAGGCUUUACUGCAGAACAAUGCAGUGGCCUUCAACACUGAACCCCCUCAUGGAACAAAGACAGGUCUGUGUGGAGUGAUAGAGCAGAAAGAUGAUGGAGGCCAGCAGCCAGACUCAGCCUGUGGAGCUCAGACUCAGCCUGGACAUGCCGGACUCUGCGAGAAACAUUACCGGGAAUACCUGGUCAGCCUGAUCAACAACCACUCCAUCGACCCCGCCCCCCUGUACAGCUCCAGUGAGUUGCUGCUGGCCUGCAGGAGGUACAAGGUGGAUGAAACCCGUAGGGAGGGAGAGGACAACUUCACCUACUACAGCAGACUGCUUGAGAAACUCAUGGAUGAAGUACCACUUGGCAACAAGGUGCCACGCAAGAAAUAGUGAACACCCUGCUUCCUGUUUCCUGCAGUUUAGGGCAGAUCAUGGUGACCUUUAACCUAAAAGUAAGCUACAAGCGACAAAGAGCUAAUGGUUUUCUCUAGGUUGUAGGUCUGUGAAUUUGUAUCCAUGUUCCAGUGAUGGUAUAAAUAGAGGAGAGUGUCAUCUAUGAAACUUCAUUUCAUCAGUAUGAGCUUUGACAAAUUAUUUAAUGGCCCAAAGGAAUAUUAAUUGAUUAAAUACAUCACACUGUGCUGCUACCUUUUUACUUACAUUUUGACAUCUCUGACAU